CGCGCCGCCUUUGGCCACGCCCCCUUUUUACCAUAUAUGGAAUCCCCGCCCUUAACCACGCCCAACUACUGGCAAACCCCGACCCGCGCAUGUGCACCGGAACCGGAAGUCGCUCGUUAUGGGCGCCGCCAUCUUUGUUUUGGGCACGGAUCCAACAUGUCCGAAACCUACGAUUUCCUCUUCAAGUUCCUGGUGAUCGGCAGCGCCGGCACCGGCAAAUCCUGCCUCCUGCACCACUUCAUCGAGAGCAAAUGUACGGGAAAAUUCGGGAAUUUUGGGAAAUUUGCAUAUCCCGGCAGGUCGGUGACGCGCAGUUAUUACCGCGGGGCCGCGGGGGCGCUGCUGGUCUAUGACAUCACCAGCCGUGAGACGUACAACGCGCUGGCGCAGUGGCUGACGGACGCUCGGACCUUGGCCAGCCCCAACAUCGUCAUCAUCCUCUGCGGCAACAAAAAGGACCUGGAGGGCGAGAGGGAGGUGACGUUCCUGGAGGCGUCGAGGUUCGCACAGGAAAAUGGUGAGAAAAAACGGGAA
This is a messenger RNA of Malurus melanocephalus (red-backed fairy wren), 534 nucleotides long. RefSeq names its product ras-related protein Rab-4B-like. NCBI's taxonomy places the organism in Eukaryota, Metazoa, Chordata, Aves, Passeriformes, Maluridae. The annotation marks the transcript as partial. Gene Ontology annotation, cellular component: endosome. Gene Ontology annotation, molecular function: GTPase activity; GTP binding. The record is from RefSeq and is a predicted model, not a curated record. The transcript has 4 exons. Gene Ontology annotation, biological process: regulation of endocytosis.